AUGGAGCCUGAGGAGGAUCACUUUGAAGAUGUUCAGCCGCCUGGCGAAGCUGCGGAGUCAAAACCCGCAAGACCAAAGGCGAAAUCAAAGGCGAAGGCAAAGGUGAAGAGGAGGAGGAAGAAAAGAGGCGGAGCCGAAGGCAAUCCCAUUGAUCCAGGAUGUGCCAGAGCUGAAGGCGCUGAAGUCACUGGACCCUUGGGAGGCGAAGAGCCCGACCGCGAUCCUAACGACCAGCCCAACGAGAGUCAAAAUAUGCAUUGCUUGAAUAUUGAAGAGCCGCUCGAGAGCAGACGCUCCCUUCAGCCGGAUCCUGUUCAUGCACAAACGGCUGCCAUAGCCCAAGUCAUUGGUGUUCAACAUCUUCCAGCUGCAAACUCCAAGACUGAACUCCUGUGCCUAGAGUCGGAUGAUGCAGGUGGUGAACGCACCAUGACUCGUGCACCUCAGCGCUUUGUCAGAGCUUUGGUGGUGAACGACCUGGCAAAGAAAGAUGCUCCUGAUUUUGGACUGGUCCUAUCACUGGAGGUGGCGGAUCAUGGAAAACAUCAGCUUUGUAAACUGGUGCUCCCUGAGAAGUUCGAAGAACACGAGAAGAGUUGCACGCCACUCACCAUCGUGUUGGAGAAGGAUGAACGGAUCCUAUGCUUCCGCCUUGAUGAGGUGAAGGACAAAGAAAGUGGCUUCAGCGUGUACUUCAACCCCCAAGUCGUCAUCCAGUCCCCUUGCCAAGAGCUCCAAGAGGUUCAGGAAGAUCCUCAGUCACCUGCUGACAAACCUUACAGAUGCUCGUGGGGUUGCCUGAGAAGAUGCCAAAAACGGCAGGAACAAGUUGUUUUGCGCCUGGAGCGGCUCUCUGGACACUUCGAGUGGCCAGAGAAAGCUUUGAAGGGGCAGUGGCGCCAGCUGCCAGAGCUGGAUGUGUCGGUGCCCCUGUGGACGUCUCCGCCAAUUCGACAUGCCACGACAGAGACGGUCGCCACGCUCCGCAGCAUGCGUGGCCAAGAACGUGAUCACCUUCUUGGUGCUGUGUUGAUGUCUUCUUCGCGUUGGAGCACGCGGAACCUCACCGGGCAAACAGCAAUGUUUUGGUUUGAGCUGCUGGUUCUGGAUUGUGCCGCGUGGUAUUUCGAUGUCUACUCGGACAUAAGCUCACUGCAACUGUUCGCCAGCACUGGCAUGAUGGACUACUUCGUGCUGAACUUCGCAGGAAUGAUGCUCCCUAUGAUAGUCAGCCUGCGAGACAUUUGGCAUUUCCAUGCCACUCCCUCACCAGAGUUAGAUGCACUGAAAGCUGCGGCCCGUCAUGUGCACUUGAGCGGUCAUUGGUUGGAGCUUGCCACUUAUGGUGCUAUCGCGCUCCAAAUGCAGAUGCUCUGGCUGACAGCUUGGUCUGCCAAGCACUGCAUGAAGCAUUCAUUGCUUGGGGCUACCAAGCUCGCGGAGGUGGCGGAGUCAGCGUGCUCUGCUUUAAUCCAGUUCAAUUAUUUGCUGUGCGUGAUCGUUGGUGUGAAGGAGUUCGACACGCUGCAGCUCAGCGAAGCUGAUUUCAUACGACUUGGAGCUUCCAUCACCAUGUCCUGUGGUCUCCUUGGGAUGGGCUUUGCGUUCCGUGACACAGAGCCCGUUCGAGUCUUGGGGCUGCCAGGCAAGUUGAAACUUGACCGCGAACCGUUCCUGCUGGCUGCCUUAACCCUUGUCAGGGUGUUGGAAGUGACGAGCCAGGUACUGGCAAUCAACUUCGUGCAUGUGUCCACGCGCUUCCAGGGAUUCUCUAUGGGUGGCCCGGCAAUGACCUUGGGCCUGGCACUGCUCGCAAAGUUCUUUCUGACGAAAGCGACCACGGAGCAUGUUUUGGCCGCUAUCCUGGCCCACCCAGGGCAGGUUCUGGAGCCGCGGUCACUCAUGCCCUUGGGAAACACUAUGAAGAUGAAGGUCGCAUCAGCAGCUGCUGUCAUCAUUGCCCAGGCGUUUGCCCGUUAUUCUACCUUCAGCGAGGAAGCCAAGGCCAUACCCGAUUGGCUCCUCGCCAUGUGGUUCGCAUUGACAGUACUGAGCUGGAUGGGAUUGGGAGGGAUGGCACUCUUUGGCAAGAAGGUGAAGAACAAGACCUUUCAGCGUCUUGCAGAUGAUGUCGGCGUCAUCACCUACAGAGCAGUCAAAGCCGCCUUCGACUGUGCCAAAGAGGUGCCUGACACAAUCCUCAUGGCUCUCACAGAAGACUACACAUUGCUGUGGGACAAGUCUGCACUGGAGGAGCUGAGAGCCGUCUCAGCCUCCAUGGACAGGUGGACCGUUUGGUCCAAUCCGAGGCUGAAGCUUUGCCAAUCUUUCAUUGAAGAACUUGGGCACAAGGGCAUCGUAGAGGGCUUUUCUAUUUUGGCACUCCACAACCCUGAGGAGCUUCUUCUGCCAGGUUGCUAUGAGAUUCCCAGCGAUGCAUGGGGAGCACUACAAAGAGCACAGUGGUCCAAGCUGAAGAAGGUGAAUUUGCACGAGUGCCCCGUCCAGUAGAGUGGAUGUUUGUUGAUCACUGCCUCUUGGGCGGAAGGGCAGAGGACUUCGACUAGGAGUGCUUCAGCCGCGACACGGAAGGCGCAGAAGGAGCCAAAGACCUUUUGAUGGCCUUGGCUUCGAGCAAAGAGCUGGAGGAGCCCUUUGCCACCUUUGCCCAUUGUGCAAGCAUGUCCAAGCCCAGUUGCUCUUUUGCAUUUGUAGGAGCUUCUUCUGCAAAGUUGCUAUGAGAUUCCCAGUGAUGCAUGGGCAGCGCUACAACGAGCACAGUGGCCCAAGCUGAAGAAGGUGAAUUUGCAAGAGUGC
Messenger RNA from Durusdinium trenchii, 2817 nucleotides. The record is from the annotation of a GenBank genome assembly. NCBI's taxonomy places the organism in Eukaryota, Dinophyceae, Suessiales, Symbiodiniaceae.